CGCUUCCAUCGUAUCACAUAACGAGAGUUUCCCUGAAAAAAUUGCAAACAAUCACCAUGGCUUCUUUAAGCAAAGACCACCGAGGGACUGAUACCUCUGGUGAUGAACAGUGUCAGGUAGAGCUUCCCACGAAGGGUCUGAAAAGCCCACAGGAUACUUCUCAAUCUUCCGGGAGUCUCAGAUAUCAUGAUUGGGAUCAGCUCCAAGAAGAAUAUAUUGAUUCCAUGGAAAAGCAUGAGCGAGCUGAACAGGAGCUACGCGGCCAUGUCUCCCAACUGCUAGAGAUCUUUAUGGCUUGGUCUGAGACCACUAUUACGCGUGAUGAACUUAGAGCACUCAAAAGAUUCAAAACACAAAUGCAACACGUCCAAACAUCUGAAGAGAGUCUAGAGCUGAAACGUAGACACUAUGUAGAUGUGGUGAAGGCAUUCGAGAGUGCCCUUGCGCUGUUAAACGACCGCAUAAAUUCCUGAUGCUGGCUGGGCGCGAAUACUUGAGGAUUGGGCUCUCCCUUUCUAUACCGUAUUCCAUACUGAGCCUGAAAAUGGAUGUAUACCAAGCACCUAAUGGAAUCUCAAUGUUUGGUAUAGAAAUUAGCGCAGUGAUUAUUGUUCCAGACAUAGACUUGGCUGACACGAAUUGGAAACCAGUUGAGAUGGGUUAAAUACUAG
This is a messenger RNA of Aspergillus sclerotioniger CBS 115572, 671 nucleotides long. RefSeq lists its product as uncharacterized. NCBI's taxonomy places the organism in Eukaryota, Fungi, Ascomycota, Eurotiomycetes, Eurotiales, Aspergillaceae. The coding region runs from base 57 to 473 and encodes 138 amino acids. The record is from RefSeq and is a predicted model, not a curated record. The transcript has 6 exons.